AAUUUGUAACUUGCGUCUCAAAACCCUCACGUCUUGAGAAAUCCCCAAAACAAACGAGAAGAUUGCAAAAUGGCGAUAGCCAUGGCUAAUAACAAAAACCAAAGGAAUCAAUCAGAUGAAGGAGAUGGAGAAGAAGGAGAAAUUACGCUGCCAACCCUCCCUCAAGAAAUCCAUAGGGAGAUUCUCUUGAGAUUACCUGUAAAAUCUCUCUGUAAAUUCAGUGGUUUAGUACCCGUGAAGGAGCAUGAUUAUGCUUUCAAAAAUAUACCUAAUGAUUGGUUUGAAGAUGAAGAUGGAAAUGUAGAUACUGAAAGUGUUGAUACUUUAUGUACAAGAAACUGGGUUGAGAUUUGGGGUUCUUGUGAUGGAUUGGUGUGCAUAUUGAUUUGUAUAUCUCCAUAUGAAGAUGCCCUUUUCUUGCUUAACCCAUCCACAGGAGAAUCCAAAAGAAUUCUAGACAAAGACACUAAUUGGCCUUCAAUGUUUGGGUUUGGUUAUGAUUCAAUUAAUGAUGAUUACAAGGUAUUGCAGAUUGACUUUGGUGCUGUUGUUACUUUAUAUUCACUGAAAAAUGAUUCUUGGAGAGAGAUGGGGAUGUUCCCUUAUUAUGGUGAUAUUUACGAUUCUUGGAUGUUUCUUCAUGGAUCUUUUCAUUGGGUGGUUAUUAACAGAAAGGACCAAAAACCCAAAUAUGUAAUUUCUGCCUUUGAUAUUGCAAAGGAGACAUUUUGGGAAAUGGCAGCUCCUGAUAUUGAUAUCAGCUGUGGACUUGUGACGGGAAUUCUAAAUGGGUGCCUUUGUGUAAUUUAUAGCUGGAAGGGUAUGCAUGACGAUUUUUGGGUGAUGCGUGAAUAUGGGGUGACCAAUUCAUGGACUAGGCUCACCAUAAGCCUCUCAUAUAUACAUAUGAAGCCGCUGGGUUUGGCAAAGAAUGGAGAAGCCGUACUGCAAGUUGAUGGAAGAUUAGUUCAGUGCAAUUUGGAGAAGAAUUCGUGUAAGGAAAUAGUGGUUCAUGGAAUUCCAGUUGGGGAUAAAGUUUGUGCAGAAACUUACAUAGAGAGCCUUAUUUCAGUUAAUGGUUACUGUGGAAGUGGAAAUGAAAUUCAAAUGCAAAGUUAGGUUUGUAGUGUAUGUUAUAAUCUUGAAAGGAAGAAAAAAAACAAUGCUGGGAUGAAGCAAGAGAGACAAGUAAUCUUCCAUUUCAUGUAGUAACAUUUUUGUAUUAUUACCUGCAUAGAACAUGCAGAACAUACACAUGAUUUGCGGUUUGGGUGUAUUAGGCCUUCUUCUAAAUGGGUGGACCAUCAAUUUUCACUGCAAUUUAAGUCUUCACAUUUUUGGUGUGGUGUUGGUUGAUUGGCCUGCUUCUUGAUUAUUGUGAUAUACAUAUGAAUUUGGGUUUUUGAUGUCUCUUGAUGGCACGCCGAAUUAAUGGUUUGUAUUUUAUCACAAGAGUUGUCGUUUGGUACUUAGACGGUGGUUUAACUCUUCCAAGAGAUGAAGAGUAUCCUGAAAGAUGAAAACUGCAGCUGCCAUGUCAAGGCUACCAGAAGACAUGGUGGUGGAAAUACUGUUGAAAUUUCCUGUGAAGUAUGCUGUGUUUCAAGUGUUAGAACCUUGGAAUUCUCUAAUCUCUAAUCUUUGGCUAUUGGAAUGGAAGGAAAGAUUAAAAACGAAGAUUAUGAAACGAUAUCAAAAUAUGUAAAUAGUAAUUAUUGGUAUUGUAUUACAAACAAUCAACAGCAUGCACAUAUCUGCUAUAGUUUGGCAUAUAUUUAUAUAUCCUUUGUACUAUAA
Jatropha curcas is the source of this 1797-nucleotide messenger RNA. Its product is annotated as F-box/kelch-repeat protein At3g06240. The record is from RefSeq and is a predicted model, not a curated record. NCBI's taxonomy places the organism in Eukaryota, Viridiplantae, Streptophyta, Magnoliopsida, Malpighiales, Euphorbiaceae.